AACUGUGCAUUCUUGUGAAAAUUGUUCCCCAUCUCUAAAUUCCAGGCAAACAGCUUGCCACACAGAGUUGAAGCUAUGGUGCUGAUCAGAGUGCUAGCAAACCUUCUGAUACUACAGCUUUCUUACGCACAAAAAUCUUCUGAACUGGUCAUUGGAGGUGAUGAAUGUAACAUAAAUGAACAUCGUUCCCUUGUUGUCUUGUUUAACUCUAGCGGUGCUCUCUGCGGUGGGACUUUGAUCAACCAGGAAUGGGUGCUCACCGCUGCACACUGCGACAUGCCAAAUAUGCAGAUAUACCUUGGUGUGCAUAGCGCAAGUGUACCAAAUGACGAUGAGCAGGCAAGAGACCCAGAGGAGAAGUACUUUUGUCUCAGUAUCAACAAUGAUACUGAAUGGGACAAGGACAUCAUGUUGAUCAGGCUGAACAGUUCUGUUAGCAACAGUGAACACAUCGCGCCUCUCAGCUUGCCUUCCAGCCCUCCCAGUGUGGGCUCAGUUUGCCGUAUUAUGGGAUGGGGCGCAAUCACAUCUCCUAAUGAGACUUAUCCCGAUGUCCCUUAUUGUGCUAACAUUAAAUUACUCCGUUAUUCGUUGUGUCGAGCAGUUUACCGAAGGAUGCCAGCGCAAAGCAGAAUAUUGUGUGCAGGUAUCCUGCAAGGAGGCAAAGGUAUAUGUCGGGGUGACUCUGGGGGACCCCUCAUCUGUAAUGGACAAUUCCAGGGCAUUGUACAUGCUGGGGGCAAAACUUGUGCCCAACCGUAUGAGCCUGGCCUCUUCAUCAAGGUCUUCGAUUAUACUGACUGGAUCCACAGCAUUAUUGCAGGAAAUACAACUGUGACUUGCCCCCCAUGAAAAGUUUUGAAAAAGUUAAGAGGAGAAAAUGUAACAUAUUAGUAUAUCUCUUCUAUAUCCCUAACCAUAUCCAACUACAUUGGAAUAUAUUCCCAGGCAGUAAACUUUUUUUAGACUCAAAUAGGACUGCCUUUGGAGUAAUAAAUGCUUAAAAUAGUGCUGCAGAGAUCAUACCCCAUUUAAUUUCAGUAUAAAACAAUCUCAGU
Protobothrops mucrosquamatus (brown spotted pit viper) is the source of this 1058-nucleotide messenger RNA. Its product is annotated as snake venom serine protease 3. Lineage: Eukaryota; Metazoa; Chordata; Lepidosauria; Squamata; Viperidae. The record is from RefSeq and is a predicted model, not a curated record. Gene Ontology annotation, molecular function: serine-type endopeptidase activity. Gene Ontology annotation, biological process: proteolysis. Bases 76 to 852 code for a protein of 258 amino acids. The transcript is spliced from 5 exons.